Molecule: messenger RNA, 2142 nt
Organism: Fopius arisanus
Lineage: Eukaryota; Metazoa; Arthropoda; Insecta; Hymenoptera; Braconidae
Product: ATP-binding cassette sub-family F member 1
Exons: 4
Coding region: 79-1974 (631 amino acids)
Molecular function (GO): ATP binding; ATP hydrolysis activity
Source: RefSeq, a predicted model, not a curated record
UUGCACGAGUGCAGGCAACCAGGCUAGGAUUCGUGGUGCACCACCUGGAAGACUGGAGACUCGUGUAAAUAGUGAAAAAUGUCAGACAACGAGAAGGAAAUUUCGAAUGAGAUCUCCAACCUGGAGAUCGAGGGAACAGGCAAGAAACUCACCCAUAAAGAGAAGAAAAAGCUGAAAAAGCAGCUGGAGUAUGAGCGCACCAUGGAGAUGAUGACUAAGGCUGGAGGACAGGGACACAGUGAGUUGGAGUCGAAUUUUACGGUUUCACAGAGUCAGACACAGACUCGGGGCCAGCAUACCCUGGACAAUGCCGUUGAUAUUAAGGUGGAGAAUUUUAGCAUCGCUGCCAAAGGAAAGGAACUCUUCACCAAUGCUAGCCUUCUCAUCGCCCAGGGGAGGAGAUAUGGUCUUGUUGGUCCUAAUGGUCAUGGUAAGACAACAUUGCUUCGACACAUAGAAAAAAGAGCCUUCAACAUUCCUCCAAGCAUUGAUAUUCUGUACUGCGAGCAGGAAGUCGUGGCCGACGACACGCCAGCCGUGGAGGUUGUGCUGAAGGCCGACGUGAAAUGUGUGGCCCUUCAGGAGAAAUGUAAAAAGCUGGAGGAGGAAUCGGAAAAGUCGACUAAUGACGAAAUUCAGGCGCAGCUCCAGGAGGUUUACGAGGAGUUGAAGGCCAUUGGGGCAGACUCAGCAGAGCCCAGAGCGAGGAGGAUUCUGGCAGGUUUGGGUUUCAGCAGAUCCAUGCAGAAUCGAGCCACCAAGAAUUUCUCUGGAGGGUGGAGAAUGAGAGUAUCCCUGGCUAGGGCUCUGUUUCUCGAGCCAACUCUUCUCCUCCUGGAUGAGCCUACCAAUCACCUCGAUCUGAAUGCUGUCAUUUGGCUGGACAACUACUUACAGACUUGGAAGAAGACACUAUUGAUAGUUUCCCACGACCAGAGCUUCCUCGACAACGUCUGCACAGAUAUCAUUCAUUUGGAUCAGCAGAAACUCUUCUACUACAAAGGUAACUAUAGCAUGUUCAAGAAGAUGUUCGAGCAGAAGAGGAAGGAGAUGAUAAAGGCCUACGAGAAGCAAGAAAAAAGGAUCAAGGACCUUAAGGCCUCAGGGCAGAGCAAGAAAGCUGCUGAGAAGAAGCAGAAGGAGGCGCUCACCAGGAAGCAGGAGAAGAAUCGUACGAAAAUGCAGAAGACUGAGGAGGAUACUGGACCACAAGAAUUAUUACAGAAACCUCGAGAGUAUAUCGUGAAGUUUAGCUUUCCGGAUCCACCACCUUUGCAACCUCCUAUUCUUGGGCUUCACAAUGUGACAUUUGCGUACGAAGGACAAAAACCUUUAUUUAUAGAUGUCGAUUUUGGAAUCGAUUUGAGCUCACGUGUUGCCAUUGUCGGGCCCAAUGGGGUGGGCAAGUCAACGUUUUUGAAACUUCUUCUGGGAGAACUGACUCCUCUCAAAGGAGAUUUAAUACGAAAUCAUCGGUUGAGAAUCGGAAGAUUCGACCAACAUUCAGGUGAACAUCUCACUGCCGAAGAAACUCCAUCGGAGUACCUGAUGCGCCUCUUCGACUUGCCCUAUGAGAAAGCUCGGAAGCAGCUGGGAACAUUUGGUCUGAGUUCCCACGCGCACACAAUUAAAAUGAAGGAUUUGUCGGGUGGACAGAAGGCUCGAGUAGCCCUGGCUGAGCUCUGCCUGAAUGCCCCAGACGUCGUUAUCCUUGACGAACCGACGAAUAACCUCGACAUUGAGUCUAUUGACGCCCUCGCUGAGGCGAUAAAUGCCUACAAGGGUGGCGUCAUCAUCGUCUCCCACGACGAGAGACUCAUCAGGGACACCGAGUGCUGUCUCCACGUAAUCGAGAACCAGGUGAUCAACGAAAUUGAUGGGGACUUCGACGACUACAGGAAAGAGCUGCUUGAGAGUCUCGGGGAGGUCAUCAAUAAUCCUAGUAUUGCUGCCAACGCUGCUGUCCUUCAAUGACCCGUUAACUUGGUCUUUAGUAUCUGAAAUUGAGGGAAUACUGUGGGGAAUUGGUGAAACUGGAAUUUUGUAUACCGUCAGGAGUGUUGGAAUUUUAUCAGAUUGCAUUUGACGGACUUUUGUAAAGUCCUCAGAUCAGUGUGCAGAUUAAAGCAGUUUAUAUUGAAA